Messenger RNA from Gekko japonicus, 954 nucleotides. Its product is annotated as olfactory receptor 5V1-like. NCBI's taxonomy places the organism in Eukaryota, Metazoa, Chordata, Lepidosauria, Squamata, Gekkonidae. Gene Ontology annotation, biological process: G protein-coupled receptor signaling pathway. The record is from RefSeq and is a predicted model, not a curated record. The transcript has a single exon. Gene Ontology annotation, cellular component: membrane. The coding region runs from base 1 to 954 and encodes 317 amino acids. Gene Ontology annotation, molecular function: G protein-coupled receptor activity; olfactory receptor activity.
AUGACCUUGCUCUCCUCUGAGAAUCAGACAUCUUUCACAGAGUUCAUCCUGCUGGGAUCUAUCAAUAUCAAGCAAGGAAAGACUUUCCUCUUUGUUUUCUUUUUCAUACUGUAUACUAUUUGUUUCUUGGGGAACUUGUUUAUAAUCACUGUGGUUCUCUUAAAUCAGACUCUUCACACCUCUAUGUAUUUCUUUCUUGGCAACCUCUCUUUCUUAGAUAUCUGUUACAUUUCUGUGACUGUACCCAAAAUGCUAGCAGAUCUUUGGACUGAAUCUCCAAGCAUUUCCUUCCUGGGUUGUGCAGCACAGAUGUAUUUCCUCAUCACCUUAGUAGGCACAGAGGGAUUCCUUCUGGCCUCUAUGGCUUUGGACCGUUACUUUGCCAUAUGUCGCCCACUAGCUUACACCAGCCUCAUGAAUAAAUGGAUUUGCUUGCAGCUGGCUGUGAUAUCCUGGACUUGUGGGUUUCUCAAUGCUUCUCUCCACACAGCACUCACAUUCCACCUGUUUUUCUGCCAAUCUAAUAGGAUUAACCAUUUUUUCUGUGACAUCCCUCCGUUGCUGAGUAUCUCAUGUUCAGACACAUCAGUCAAUGAAGUUGCCCUUCUCACAGUGGGUGUCUUUGUAGGGCUUAGCCCUUUUUUCUUUACUCUAGUCUCAUAUGCUUUUAUCGUUCAUGCCAUUCUGAGUAACCAACAGAAAGGGCUGAGUCAUAAAGCAAUUUCUACAUGCAUAUCGCACCUGACAGUUGUGAUUUUGUUCUAUGGCUCCAGCAUAUUUACAUAUGUCCGUCCUACCUCCAGCUACUCACUAGAAAGAGACCAGCUUGUGGGAGUUCUAUACAGUGUCUUAACACCAACACUCAAUCCACUCAUCUACAGCCUACGGAACAAGGAAGUGAAAUUGGCAAUGAGGAAGCUGAUUGGUGCUGGGUCAUUUUCUUGUGGAAUUUAG